This is a messenger RNA of Diversispora eburnea, 724 nucleotides long. Lineage: Eukaryota; Fungi; Glomeromycota; Glomeromycetes; Diversisporales; Diversisporaceae. The record is from the annotation of a GenBank genome assembly.
AUGAAAUUAAUUGGAGAAAAAAAGAACUUUUCUAUGGGAAAAUUUUUUAAAAGAUCUUCUUCGAAGAUUCAUUCAGAAGAUCCUCAAGCUCAGCAACCAGUAUCAGCGGGAGCGGCGUCUAACUCAUCGCCUAAAAACUUUUUACGUCAUUUAAAUCUGAAAAAAUUCAAAAUUAACAGAAACAUUAAUUUAUCAUCAAAUGCUAAUGAUACGGAAGGGAAAAGUAAUAUAAAUCUUAAUAAUUUUUCACAAGAAACAACCAUUGAACCCGCAUUGAUUAUUGACCAAACAUUAAUUAAUGGUACGACACUCGAAUUUUUAUUAUCAAGUUUUGGUGAUUCAGAAGUUAAUAUUAAUUUAUUUUCAAAUGUCAAUAAUACAGAAGAGAAAAGUGAAGUGAAUUCAAACACUUUAACACAAGAAGCAACAUCUGUCAAAACAACAUCAAUUACUGAAGGGAAAAGUGUUAUUAAUGAUAUUAAUUUGGAACGAAAAGAAUCACUGAUCAAACCAUCAUCAAUUAUUGAUGCUAAAUUCGUAUUAUCGAUCUUUGGUGAUCCAGAAGUUAACAGAAAAACUAAUAUAUUAUCAAAUAUCAAUUAUUCCGAAGUGAAAAAACUUUUAACACAAGAUGAACGAUAUUGCGAACUAAAGCCGAAAAUUGAGAAGUCAUCAGUAUUGAAAUUGGCAAGAUCUGAUUAUACAGAAGAAGAAAAGCUAAAUG